Bipolaris zeicola 26-R-13 is the source of this 918-nucleotide messenger RNA. RefSeq lists its product as uncharacterized. Bases 1 to 918 code for a protein of 305 amino acids. The record is from RefSeq and is a predicted model, not a curated record. Lineage: Eukaryota; Fungi; Ascomycota; Dothideomycetes; Pleosporales; Pleosporaceae. The transcript has 2 exons.
AUGCGUUCCUACGUCGCCGUUUCCAUCUUUGCGUUCUCCGCAUCCGUCUUCUCGGCCCCUACUCCUCAGCUUGGUCUCAACAACCUGACUGUUGACCCCGUCACCGGUGUUGUCUCCGACGAUGCCGGCCUCAAAGGCGUCACUGGCAUCUUGAACGAGAAGCGCCAGCUCGAGGUUGUCAACGGCCUUACCAGGCCCGUUACCGACCUCACCAAGCCCGUUACCGACAUCGUUGGCGAUGCCACCAAGAUCAGGGUCGUUGGAAACGCCAGGCGUCAGCUCAACAUCGCCCCUGUCGCUGGUCUUACCAAGACUGUUGACGGUGUCACCAACAGCGUCAAUCUGAACGGUGCCGUCAAUGGCCUUAACACCAACGUCAACAGCAAGCGUCAGCUCAACGUCGCCCCUGUCGCCAAGCUCACCGAGACUGUUGACCGCGUCACUGACAGCGUCAACCUGAGCGGUGCCGUCAAGGGCGUCAACACCGAUAUCCACGACAAGCGUCAGCUCCUUAACCUCGACACCACCACCGAGUCCGUCGACGGCCUUACCGGCCUCAACUCCAACCAACUCACCGCCGAUGCCACCAACGGCCAGGUCCUCGACACUGGCAAGCUCCUCGACCUUGACCUCAACCUCAAGCGCGGCGUCCCCGUCGUCCAGGACCUGCCCGUUGGCGGUGCCGUCUCUAGCAUCCUUGACGAAACCCCCGUUGUCAGCGGCGUAACCGGCACCCUCAACUCCGUCACCGGCGACCUCAACCCCGUCACCGAGUCCAUCUACAAGGUCGCCAAGCCCGUCACUGACGCCACCGAGAUCCUCGACGUUCGUGCCCCUCUUGUUGACGAGGUCAAGAACAUCGUCGGUGAUGUCGAUGUUCCCCUUGUCAAGGACGUCCCCGUCGUCAAGGACAUCUAA